GUUUUGUUUAAGGUUAGGGUUAGUUUUGAGUUAAGGCUGGGUUUUGACAUGCGGUGGUUCUGGUUAAGGCAAGGUUUAGUCUCCAGGCAAUCAAUGUCAGCGAAGUGUCCUCUGGCUGACAAACCUGUGUGCCAGUUGACGUCUGAGUGACAGUGCUGAUGUUCGGCCUUCAUUCCACUCAUUGCUUGUGUAUAUGUUGAAAUUUUGCAAAAAGGGGAUCCACCCACAAUUUCUUUUCUCUGUUGUGACGCGGCAGGGAAAUCACACCAUUAGGUCUAUUUAGACUGGACGACAGGCAUUCAUGGCAUCCGUGGCUUGACAAAAGGUGCAUGCGUGUACAUGCAUGGCAGACAAGCUGAGCCAUCCCUUAUACUGGAUUUAUAAUUAAAAGCUCAAGUGGAAUGGUGAGAACGACUUUGAAACUGGACCAUGAUGCCACCCAAACCCCCCAGGAAGAGCGACAUGAUAAAGUCCGCCACCACCAGCUCCUGUGAUGUCUCGGAGUCUGUCUAUGAGGACCCGGAUGCAUCAACGGUCUAUAUGGAAACCAAAGUGUCCAAACACCAACAACAAAACUGUUGAGUCUGUAGAGACGACCAGCCACACAAACAGUGCAGUGAAAUCCCAACUAAGUCCAUACCCUGCAGACUAUAAGAGGCCUCAACCUGUUCGUCCUCCUCCCAGACCACCAACGAGCAAACACCUGACCUCCAGUAAACCCACGGCAGCAGUCGAGGGAGGAACUCGCUAUCUGAAUUUGAACACUGAGCCAGCUGUGAAGCCUCCAGCUGUCAGUACUGACAAAAUACAACCUCAUCCUUCAUCACGGCCUGAACGCCCUCCUCUUCCCUCCAGCUAUUAUGACAGAUCACUGUCUACAAUGAAGCCAAAAUCUGAGAUCUACACUGAUCAGAGUCCGCAAUCCAGACGUUUGUCCAUUAGCUCUCUGCGAGAAUCUGUAGUGUCACCAGUUCUCUGUGAAGAAGUGGUGCACAACUGUGGGACUUAUGAUUCAAAGGCCACAGACAGUACAGACAAACCUGCAGUUCCUCCUCGACACUGGCGGUCGUCUCUCCCCUGCUCUGCCUCAGAGUAUGAAACCUUGCCUUCACAGACCAAACCACCACUACCUCCAUUCAAACCACCACCCCCGCCUGCAACAUGGACACAAUCAGAGUCGGUGUACAGUGAAAUAGACUAUCGUCCCUACUUGCCCAUUCUACCAGAGGAUGGAGAUAGUAUGUCACUAGGGAGGUCAACACUUAUGUCCGGACAGAGUGGCUGCUUCUCUUCUCAUCAACAGACCACAUCGGAGGACAUCUAUGGGAUGCUGAGAUGGUUGAAAAGAGUGUCAAAAUCUGAUUUCAUGGCUCCGUCACUGUAUUGCCUCAGUAUAGAAGAAGAAAUCAGAUCAUUUAAUGACAGAGCGAUGACUGUGAGAAAGGCCCUGCGUCUCUACAACCUCCUCAUGAUGAAACGCAAUAAAAGACUGCGGGACAUCAUCGUAGAGUUCACCUCCAUCUACCAAAGCCUGGACAAGAUGGAAAAGGACAACAAAACUAUGGGCAUUGCUGGAGGGACCACAGGUGCUGUGGGAGGGGUGACUGCAAUUCUGGGCAUCGCCUUGGCUCCUGUGACCAUGGGAACGUCACUGAUUGCUACUGCUGUUGGUGCUGGUAUGGUGGCGUCUGCUGGGGGCGUUGGCGCCCACGCUGCUAAGGCCAACAAGAAAAAGCUUGUGAAUAAGAUGUCAGUUGAGAAACUAGUGUACGAAUAUAAGGAUAAUAUUGUUGACCUGGAACAAUGUCUGGAAUUUAUCCUCUCUGGGAUGAUGGAGCUCCGAAGGCACGACAUUGCCAGGUUACAGAGGGCAGGAGCUCAUCCUGAUGCACUGAUGACGGCACAUCUGUCCAAGACUGUGAUUAACAAUGAAAGGAAGGGUUCGGUUUCACACACAGGUGGAAUGUCAUCGGAGAGACUGCUUCAGGCUUUUGUUAAGGAAAUUGAUCAGUAUUUCAAAGAAAAGGAGGGUCAGAAGCUGAGGAAGUCGAAUAAGAGCAGGUUUUCAGCCAGAGUUCGCCUGCUGGCUGAAAACCUGCAGGAUGACCUUGAUCACCUGAAUAAUAUGUGGGAAAAGUUUACUUGAAGUAAAGAACUUGUCGUUGGUUUAUGUGCGAGAGUGUGUGUGAGAUAUGUUUUGAAAGGUUUUUGUUGGUGCAACUGGAGAAUAAAUGCCUUAGUAUCCACUUUUAAUAAGCAUUUUAUAUUUCUAAAACCUGAUUUGUGUAAUUGACUAAAGCCAGUAUUCAGGUAGUUCAAGAUUGUAGUUCUGCUACCAAUUAUGAUUGUGAUGAAUAAAAUGUUCUGUAUUAAUGUACAA
Messenger RNA from Dicentrarchus labrax (European seabass), 2380 nucleotides. RefSeq lists its product as uncharacterized. The transcript is spliced from 12 exons. Gene Ontology annotation, cellular component: extracellular region; membrane. The record is from RefSeq and is a predicted model, not a curated record. Gene Ontology annotation, biological process: lipoprotein metabolic process; lipid transport. The coding region runs from base 494 to 2146 and encodes 550 amino acids. Gene Ontology annotation, molecular function: lipid binding. NCBI's taxonomy places the organism in Eukaryota, Metazoa, Chordata, Actinopteri, Moronidae.